Molecule: messenger RNA, 942 nt
Organism: Melopsittacus undulatus (budgerigar)
Lineage: Eukaryota; Metazoa; Chordata; Aves; Psittaciformes; Psittaculidae
Product: olfactory receptor 5F1-like
Exons: 1
Coding region: 1-942 (313 amino acids)
Biological process (GO): G protein-coupled receptor signaling pathway; sensory perception of smell
Cellular component (GO): membrane
Molecular function (GO): olfactory receptor activity; G protein-coupled receptor activity; odorant binding
Source: RefSeq, a predicted model, not a curated record
AUGGCUUGGGAAAACUGGACUACGGUGACAGAGUUUGUUUUCAAGGGGUUCACAGAUUGCCUUGACUUCCAGGUUACCCUCUUUGUGCUUUUCCUGCUCAUCUAUGUCACCACUGUGAUAGGAAACCUUAGCAUCAUUGCUGCAGUCUGGCUUGAUUCCCAGCUUCAAACCCCCAUGUACUUCUUCCUCGGCCACUUGUCCUUCUUGGAUCUGUGCUACUCCUCUGUGGUGACACCCAAAAUGCUGCUGAGCCUCUUGUCUGAAAGGAAGACUAUUUCUUUUGCUGGCUGCUUCCUGCAGCUCUAUUUCUAUGCUGCUUUUGUAAUCACAGAGUGCUACCUCCUGGCUGGGAUGGCAUAUGACCGUUAUGUUGCCAUCUGCAACCCCUUGCGUUACUCCAUCCUCAUGUCCAAGAAGGUCUGUGUUUCCCUCUUAGCCGGGUCCUAUGCAGUUGGGCUUUCUAAUUCAGCCAUCUUCACAGGCUUUGCAUUGAGGUUGCCCUUCUGUGGCCCCAAUGUCAUUGACCACUUCUUCUGCGAUGGGCCACCACUCUCAAAGUUGGCUUGCUCUGAUACUUCCCUCAAUCAAAUGUUGCUAUUUGCUUUUGGGGGCUUCAAUAAGGUCACCACAAUAUCAGUCAUCCUCAUCUCCUAUGGCCACAUCCUCUUCACCGUCCUGAGGACAGGCUCUGUGCUGGGCAAAGCUUUUGGUACCUGUGCAUCGCACCUAAUGGUUGUUACCAUCUUCUAUGGGACCCUUAUCUUCAUGUACCUACGGCCCAGUUCCAGCUACAACCUGGGCAGGGACAAAAUAGUUUCUGUCUUUUACACCAUGGUGACCCCAAUGUUGAACCCCUUCAUCUACAGCUUGAGGAACAAGGAGGUAAAGAAUGCUCUGAAGAGAACAGUGGGGAGAAUGGUUAUUUCCCUGCCAAAGGGGUAA